AUGGCCAUCGGGGCGGCAGGAUACCCCUUCUACGUCGCCGGACUCUUCUACUACGACCGAACAGGCGGUCAAGUCUUCCCCAUCGUCGGCGGCGUCAUUCUCGGCUUCUGCUGUCCGUUGAUGUGGAACACGGCCAUGGCGGUGCAGUGGUCUUACGCGACCGAGGCGGAGAAAGGGCUGUACAUCACGAUACAGUUUCUGUUGAACGCGGCCGGGUCCAUCAUCGGGUCUCUGGUGGCCUUCAUCAUCAUCCUCAAGGGCGCGACGGCCAGCGAAGGCUCCCCGACCGCGGUGUACAUCACCUUCCUGGUGCUGAUGCUGCUCGGCUUCGUCACCGCCGUCUUUGGCCUGGUGUCGCCGGGCAAGGUGGAGAGAUCCGAUGGCACGCACGUCGCCGUCUUCCGCGUGCUGCCGUACAAGGAGGAGUUGAGGGGCGUGUGGGAGGCGCUCAAGGAACCGCGCAUCAUCGCCAUGCUGGUGGUGUCGGUGUGCACCGAGUUCCCCGUCGCCAUCAUGCCCAUCCUCAACGCCCACUACUUCAGCCUGCGCGCCCGCGCCCUGAACAGUGUCCUCUUCGACGUCAUGUUCCUGCCUUCCGCCCCGGCCUUCAUGUACCUGCUGGAUCGCCUGCCCUUUGGCCGCACCAAGCGCGGCCUGAUUUCCUUGGGCGUCGCCACCGUCGUCAUGGUCACCGCCUGGAUCUCACUCAUCUGCUGGGUCUGUAUCUCACACACCUUUGCCAACCCCCCGCUGGGCGGUGUCGACUGGUCCGACGCCAACUACGCCGGGCCUUUUGUCCUCUAUCUCUCCUUUGGCAUCGUCUUCACCGUCCAUCAGUUGAUUGGAAUGUGGACCAUGGCCACCUUGACCAACGAUCCGAGAAAGCUAGGCAUCUACGGUGGUAUCUGGAGAGGUAUCUCGGGCGGUGGUUUGUGUAUUUGCUUUGCCAUGAGUGCAGGCCACGUCUCAUACAAGUAUGUUCAUGUUAUUCCACGGCCCCUGGUGGAUAGUCGGAAGCCCAAGUUCGAAGCCCAGGUCUGA
This is a messenger RNA of Capronia epimyces CBS 606.96, 1041 nucleotides long. RefSeq lists its product as uncharacterized. NCBI's taxonomy places the organism in Eukaryota, Fungi, Ascomycota, Eurotiomycetes, Chaetothyriales, Herpotrichiellaceae. The record is from RefSeq and is a predicted model, not a curated record. Bases 1 to 1041 code for a protein of 346 amino acids. The transcript is spliced from 2 exons.